This is a messenger RNA of Gadus chalcogrammus (walleye pollock), 420 nucleotides long. RefSeq names its product jumping translocation breakpoint (gene jtb). Gene Ontology annotation, biological process: mitotic cytokinesis. Bases 1 to 420 code for a protein of 139 amino acids. The transcript is spliced from 5 exons. NCBI's taxonomy places the organism in Eukaryota, Metazoa, Chordata, Actinopteri, Gadiformes, Gadidae. Gene Ontology annotation, cellular component: midbody; centrosome; spindle. The record is from RefSeq and is a predicted model, not a curated record.
AUGGCGUGUUUCAGACCGCGGGCCCUGGCUCUGCACGCCCUCUUCUGGGGCCUGGUGUCUCUCAGAGUGUUUGGGGCCAGUCUCCUGAGUGAUGAGAAGACCGCAGCUACCAGGGCCUCGGACGCCCCCUGCUGGCAGCUGGAGGACUUUGUGGUGACGGUCGAGUGUUCUCAGUGCAGCACCAAGCCCUGGGCGGCCUGUGAGCAGACAGGCUACGUGGAGACGGUGAACUGCUCCAAGUCCAACAGAGAGGAGUACAAGAGCUGCCGCUCGGCCCUGAUGGAGGAGGUUCUGUUCUGGAGGAUGGAGGGGGUGGUGCUGGGCCUCAUGGUGCUGCUGGCGCUGGUGGUGGUGGGCCGACAGCGGUCCCUGGACCGCCUCGCCUCCGAGAAGGUCCGCCGCCAGAUAGAGUCCAUCUAG